AUGCGACAGAAUAAGUUAGAAGUUAACAACACAGCCCUGCAGGCGAACGCCCCGGGCGCUACGCUGGUGAGAUCUGUGAAUGAUAAAUCUGGCCUUAUUCCACUAAAACUAAAGCUGGGACCGACCGGAAAUAGUGCGGGAUAUUAUGACAGUGCGGUCUGUCAGUCGCCAGUGUGGGACAAUGGGCUAUUGUGGGCACAAAGAGGCCUCGACAAAGGUUACGUGAAUCGGCAAGUAUGCUCUUUCGUGCGAAUCACACCUGCUAUUUUCAACAAUAGCUAA
Molecule: messenger RNA, 282 nt
Organism: Leptosia nina
Lineage: Eukaryota; Metazoa; Arthropoda; Insecta; Lepidoptera; Pieridae
Source: the annotation of a GenBank genome assembly